Apodemus sylvaticus (European woodmouse) is the source of this 3505-nucleotide messenger RNA. It is a transcript of the gene B3galt1, whose product is annotated as beta-1,3-galactosyltransferase 1. Gene Ontology annotation, molecular function: N-acetyl-beta-D-glucosaminide beta-(1,3)-galactosyltransferase activity. Lineage: Eukaryota; Metazoa; Chordata; Mammalia; Rodentia; Muridae. Bases 1064 to 2044 code for a protein of 326 amino acids. The record is from RefSeq and is a predicted model, not a curated record. Gene Ontology annotation, cellular component: membrane. The transcript has 8 exons.
CGGGGAAGCGCAACCCGGCUCCGGUGCUCUGGCUGCCGCCGCGGCUGCUCGGCUGGUGCAGCUGAGCGAGCCCGCGCGGGCGCCACCGCCGCCUCCGCCGCCGUCCACUGAGCGCUGCCAGCACCGCGGGGCUUGCAGGAGGCCGCCGGGAGGGGCGGGCGCUGGAGCGGAGCACGAGGAGGCGGAGGCGGAGGAGAAGUGAUGCUGGCGCCAGGGAUCCGGGCAGCGGCAGCGGAGAAUAAGCAUCUUCGGGACCCUGGCUGCAGCCUCCCCGUGGCCCGCGGGCCAGCAGAACGGUCAGAGACGGCGCGUCCCGCGGAGACUUGGAAUUCUUGACAUACAGAUCUUUCACUUGCUUGGUUGUAGAAGAUCCUAUGAGGUCCUGAGAAAAAGAUCUGGUAAAGCCACAUCAAGGAUUGCUGAGUCCAGGAGUGGAGAAAGGUUUAUAUGAGAAAAGAGACUCUACUGUCAGAAGAAUGCAAGAAUUUUCAUCCUAGAAUUCACUUGGAAAAGUCAUGUGGAGCAACUCCAGCUAGAGAAGCAUGAAGACUGGUCUACUGGGGAAAGAAGAAAUGGGUUUCCAUGGACCUAUCAGUGAUAAACAUCACAGUUUUACCGUGGAGACGAUUCCUUGGCAAUGUGUUGAGAAGCAGCGUGAGUUCACCCUGAGUCUUUGAUUAUGUUUAAUAGCUUCACUGUCAGACGGAUUCUGCAAUUUGGUGUGCAGCAGCUCCUGGAGUGAGCCUCUCAAAUCUCUACAGACCAAGAGAGACCAAGCAAGAUGUUCUGUAGCUGUAUUAAGAAGAAAGGCAGCAAGUUUGGUCCAAAAGACUUCUGAGGAUGAUUUCUGAGGCAUGCAUGGAGCUUCCAUCCGGUUUGAAAGAAAGUCAAGUGAAUUCCAGGAUACCGCAACACAAAUAGAGUCCACGGACACCCGCCAACCAACUCCUCUCUGGCAGAACUGUUAGAUUUCCAAGUACUAUGCUGCCUUUGCAAGAGGACAAGAAACUAGUGCCCCAAAGACGUGUUCUUCAGUAUUUGGAUUAGACGUGUUCUCAAGACAAUGGCUUCAAAGGUCUCCUGCCUAUAUGUAUUGACCGUUGUGUGCUGGGCCAGCGCUCUCUGGUACUUGAGCAUAACAAGACCUACUUCCUCUUACACUGGCUCAAAGCCAUUCAGUCACCUCACGGUUGCCAGGAAAAACUUCACCUUUGGUAACAUAAGAACUCGACCCAUAAACCCACAUUCUUUUGAAUUUCUUAUAAAUGAGCCCAACAAAUGUGAGAAAAACAUUCCUUUUCUUGUGAUCCUCAUUAGCACCACACACAAGGAAUUUGAUGCCCGCCAGGCAAUCCGGGAGACCUGGGGGGAUGAGAACAACUUCAAAGGGAUCAAGAUAGCCACACUUUUCCUCCUGGGCAAAAAUGCUGAUCCUGUUCUGAACCAGAUGGUAGAACAAGAGAGUCAGAUCUUCCAUGACAUCAUCGUAGAGGACUUCAUUGACUCCUACCACAACCUUACCCUCAAAACCUUAAUGGGGAUGAGAUGGGUUGCCACUUUCUGUUCAAAAGCCAAGUACGUCAUGAAAACCGACAGUGACAUUUUUGUGAACAUGGACAACCUUAUUUAUAAACUCCUGAAACCCUCUACCAAGCCAAGAAGAAGGUAUUUCACUGGUUACGUCAUCAAUGGCGGGCCAAUAAGGGAUGUCCGCAGUAAGUGGUAUAUGCCUAGGGAUUUGUACCCUGACAGCAACUACCCACCAUUCUGUUCAGGGACUGGCUAUAUCUUUUCCGCUGAUGUGGCUGAACUCAUUUACAAGACCUCACUCCAUACCAGGCUGCUUCAUCUUGAAGAUGUCUAUGUGGGACUGUGUCUUCGAAAGCUUGGCAUACAUCCUUUCCAGAAUAGUGGUUUCAAUCACUGGAAAAUGGCCUACAGUUUGUGUAGGUACCGCCGCGUCAUCACUGUCCACCAGAUCUCUCCAGAGGAAAUGCACAGAAUCUGGAAUGACAUGUCAAGUAAGAAGCAUCUCAGAUGUUAGGACUUCUAUCAAUGUAAAUAACUUUCUUUUCUAAGAAAUGGGGACUACAAUGUUGUUAUUUACAGAUGUCACCAAGGGAACAUGAAUUGGUAAGGGGUUUUGUAAAGUUCUUUGUUGGAUCAGUAUUUUUCAAGUAUUGGGGUCGACCAUAGAAAUGGUGAGUGAGUUAGAAGGGCCAGAUUUCAUUCUCAGGUCCUAAGACAUUGCAUUGCCAUUUAUUUCAAAAAGUGACUCUAAGUAACUGCCAGGAUUAGUGCACUGUGCAUCUGGGAUAACAAUCUGGGCCAGGAGAUAGAAACUCACAGUAAUGUCUUCAUACCAUCUCUGCAAACAUAAAUAGUAAUUCUUUCUUAAAAAAUCAAAACAAGUCAGAAAAGAUAGGCAGUCAGGAACACACACUAGAUGUGAUAAUGUUGUGCGCUGUUUGCUACGUAGCAUUUUCACAUACGUUGCUAUGGAUGUGUACAGAAUUUGAGAUUCUACCAAUAACUGAUUUUAUCCCCGGGGUAGGGAGACUGAUGGAAUGGAUGGAGGUGUAAACUUGAGAAUCAAUUAUCCUGUAUGUAUAGCAAACAUCUCGGCAUAGACUCAUAGGGAUUAAAUCUGGUCAGCAGGUGGUUUGUACAUAAAAUGCUACUUUAAGUAAACAAAUAAACGGUUUUGUUCCCGCCCCCAGAACAAAUGUUACAUUGUGCCACCAAGGAGAUUGCCAAUUGUAGUACUCUCACCUGCUUCCUUCCAUAUUAUACCUUUAAGUGCAUUUUAUAGUUUUGGGAUCAGGCAGGUGUGUGUCUCCAGGUGUAGAAAAAACUUUGGUAGGAGGCCCAGAAAUAAUACAGAACAAUUGAUAAAAUGCAAAUCUCGGUAUCCAUUCUAAUUAGCAUAAGCUUGGCUAUAGUGUACGAGGCCCCUCUCACACAUUUGCAAAGCACAUGAGAAAUACUUUAACUAGUACCAGUAUUAUUAAAAGAUGUGCCCCUGCUACCAAUAGAAGACAUGCUCUCUUAACCACUAAAAUAUUCACAUAUGUUUAAUAGCAAAAGUGCUUUGAUGUGGUCCAGGGAUUCUGCCCCUGAGAGCCAUGAGAAGGAAGAACAGGGAAGCCCGAGUUCAGAUCCCAUUGAUGCCACAAAUUUAUAUGAACUAUAUAAACAGGCAUCUCAUUUUUGAUGUACUUCUGUCUGCUCACUUGUAAAAUGGCUAAAAAGUAAAAAUCUACCUCACAGGUACUGUGAGAGCAAACCACAUUUGCUAAUAAGUAUUUUUGAGAUCUUUUAGUUUCAAAGGUGCUACGGGAAUGCCAUGUAUCAUGUACUAUGCUAAAUGCUAAAAUGAUUACAGUAAUUCUAAAGAUGACUAUCCUUUGUGGCAACAUCAUCUUAAUAUCACAAUUUACCAAAUUAAAGGUUGUGAACUCCCAGUGGACCUAAUUCUUCCAAGACUCCAUGUUUCCUUGUCUAU